AUGGCGAAGAACAAAUUAAGAGGGCAGAAGUCCAGGAAUGUAUUUCAUACAGCCAGACAAAAAAACUUUAAGGCUAAAAACAACACAAAACCAGUUACCACUAAUCUUAAGAAGAUAGAUCAGCUGAGUGAUGAAAGUGAACCAGUUAAUGUUGAUGAAGCUACAAGAUUAAGGACUCAAUUGUAA
This is a messenger RNA of Nycticebus coucang (slow loris), 186 nucleotides long. RefSeq names its product ribosomal biogenesis factor-like. The record is from RefSeq and is a predicted model, not a curated record. Lineage: Eukaryota; Metazoa; Chordata; Mammalia; Primates; Lorisidae. Bases 1 to 186 code for a protein of 61 amino acids. Gene Ontology annotation, cellular component: nucleolus. Gene Ontology annotation, biological process: ribosome biogenesis. The transcript has 2 exons.